Molecule: messenger RNA, 1698 nt
Organism: Cariama cristata (Red-legged seriema)
Lineage: Eukaryota; Metazoa; Chordata; Aves; Cariamiformes; Cariamidae
Gene: PLXND1
Product: plexin D1
Exons: 14
Biological process (GO): regulation of cell shape; positive regulation of axonogenesis; negative regulation of cell adhesion
Cellular component (GO): semaphorin receptor complex
Molecular function (GO): semaphorin receptor activity
Source: RefSeq, a predicted model, not a curated record
AUCCAAGUUGGAAAGUUCAACUACACAAUUGCGAUGCUGCACCUUGGGGGAGGAGAGACCGCAAUCAUCGUCUCCAUUGUCAUCUGCAGCAUCUUGCUGGUCCUCUCUGUCGUAGCUCUCUUUGUGUUUUGCACAAAGAGCCGCAGAGCGGAGCGCUACUGGCAGAAAACCCUGCUCCAGAUGGAGGAGAUGGAGUCGCAGAUCCGGGAGGAAAUCCGCAAAGGUUUUGCGGAACUGCAGACAGACAUGACAGACCUGACCAAGGAGUUAAACCGCAGCCAGGGGAUCCCGUUCCUGGAGUACAAGCACUUUGUCACCCGGACGUUCUUCCCCAAAUGUUCCUCGCUCUACGAGGAGUGCUACAUCCUCCCGUCCCAGCAGCUCAGCUCCCAGGUGGGCUCCCAGGUCCAGGAAACUCAUCCGCUCCUGGCGGGGGAAUGGAAAAUCCCUGAAAACUGCAGACCCAACAUGGAAGAAGGCAUCUCGCUGUUCUCCACCUUACUCAACAACAAGCACUUUCUCAUCGUGUUUGUCCAUGCUCUUGAGCAACAGAAGGACUUUGCUGUUAGAGACAGAUGUAACUUGGCCUCCCUGCUUACUAUUGCGUUGCAUGGGAAACUGGAGUAUUACACCAGCAUCAUGAAGGACCUCUUGGUGGAUCUAAUAGAUGCUUCAGCUUCCAAAAACCCCAAGCUGAUGCUGAGGAGAACGGAAUCUGUGGUAGAGAAGAUGCUCACCAACUGGAUGUCCAUCUGCAUGUACAGCUAUCUCAGAGAGACGGUCGGAGAGCCCUUCUUCCUGUUGAUCUGUGCGAUCAAACAGCAGAUUAACAAAGGUUCCAUCGAUGCCAUUACGGGGAAAGCCAGGUACACGCUCAACGAGGAGUGGCUCCUGAGGGAGAACAUCGAGGCAAAGCCGAGGAACCUCAACGUCUCCUUCCAAGGCUGCGGGAUGGACUCCCUGAGCGUCAGAGCCAUGGACACGGACACGCUCAGCCAAGUGAAGGAGAAGAUUCUGGAGGCCUUCUGCAAGAAUGUCCCCUACUCGCAGUGGCCAAGGGUGGAAGACGUCGACCUUGAGUGGUUCGCCACCAGCACCGACAGCUACAUCCUCCGGGACCUUGAUGACACCUCGGUGGUGGAGGAUGGCAGGAAGAAACUCAACACAUUAGCACAUUACAAGAUCCCCGAAGGGGCGUCACUGGCCAUGAGUUUGUCGGACAAGAAGGACAGCACGCUGAGCAGAGUGAAGGAUUUGGACACCGAGAAGUACUUCCACUUGGUUCUCCCAACUGAUGAAUCAGUUGAACAUAAGAAGUCCCACAGACAGAGCCAUAGGAAGAAAGUUCUACCAGAGAUCUACCUGACCAGGCUGCUCUCCACAAAGGGCACGCUGCAGAAGUUCCUGGACGACUUGUUCAAAGCCAUUCUCAGUAUCCGAGAUGAUAAACCACCUGUGGCCGUGAAGUACUUCUUUGACUUCCUAGAGGAGCAAGCAGAGAAAAGAGGGAUCACAGAUCCUGACACCAUGCACAUCUGGAAGACCAACAGCCUACCUCUGAGGUUUUGGGUCAACAUCCUGAAGAACCCCCAGUUUGUCUUCGACAUUGACAAGACAGACCACAUCGACGCCUGUCUCUCUGUGAUAGCCCAGGCCUUCAUUGACGCCUGCUCCCUGUCUGACCUGCAGCUGGGCAAG